Molecule: messenger RNA, 2163 nt
Organism: Fusarium odoratissimum NRRL 54006
Lineage: Eukaryota; Fungi; Ascomycota; Sordariomycetes; Hypocreales; Nectriaceae
Exons: 3
Coding region: 92-1999 (635 amino acids)
Source: RefSeq, a predicted model, not a curated record
GUAUGAUAAGCUCGGCUCAAGCUACGUAAGACGAGCACAAAAGAACCAUUCCACAUCAAGCCCAUUCAUCCAGCCCUCUCGACAGAGAAGGAUGUCGGAAGUUAAUAGACCCCAAUCCGGGGUCUACCAGUCAUACUCUCCAUUGCCAGAAGGGAAAUGGACUCGCAUUCUCAUCCUAGACCCAGGAGCUAGAGACGAUCCCAUAGAAUGUUCUCUCCACGGUGCCAGAUUUGACACUGAAGCCUACGAUGCGAUAUCAUACGUCUGGGGUAACGCUGCAGAACGCCGCUCUAUUCAGUGUCAAGGUCAUCAAGUCGACAUCACCACUAACCUCUUCGAAGCUCUGCGCCAGAUCAGACACCCCCGUGAGCCAAGACGCAUAUGGGCCGAUGCCCUAUGCAUCAAUCAGUCAGAUCUGGUAGAGAAGAGCUUCCACGUCAACAUGAUGGGCGAUAUAUACGCUCAUGCCCAGCAAGUCGUGGUUUGUCUUGGCGACGACGGCCAGAACGGCGAAGUCGCAAGUGUCGCUUUCAGCGUCAUACAAGAUUACAAUCGCAUUGCCGCCAAGUUCCUAUCCGAUGACGUCCUCAACAGCAGAGAGUGGUGGAAACCAGACGAUGGUUACGGUCCUGUCACUGCUACGCGGCUUCAGAACGUUCUACCAUUAUUCAAGCAUCCCUGGUUUGAGCGGGUUUGGGUUCUUCAGGAGGUUGGGCUUGCGAAGAACGCGGUGCUUGCCUACGGCUCGUCAAUGAUGGACUUUGCUGAAGUCAUGGACUUCGUGCAGGCAUGGGCCCAGACCGGCAACUCUUUUCCAGGUGUCUAUUUCAGGUCAGGCCAUAUCUCGAACCUCUUCACAUACAUUUGGUCCUCAUACGUCAAGGAUGUCGAAGAUGCCUGGUUCAGAUCUUCCCGCAUACUCAAAGUCCUGUUCCAGCAGUCACUGAAACGUUCAAAACUUGAGUUUCUAGAUGUGCUCUUCAGGGCGAGACACAUUCAAAAGGCUACAGACCUCAGGGACUUCGUUUACGCAUUCCUCGGGCACCCUCGUGCAAGGUCGGACGACGGCGAGCUCUUGGUCAAGGCAGACUACUCAAGAAAUCUGUCGCAACUGCGGCUCCAGUUGUUUUCCGGGCUGACUCCCCAUUCAUUGCGAUUUCUUGGCCUGGUAUCUCACCGUCUCCCUGAGGAACUCGCGAGUGGGCCGUCGUGGUGCCCCCAAUUAGACGUCAGUCGAGCUUGGGCUAUCAAUGGCAGAUAUGAGGCCUGCCCGGGGGAGGACCCGACCUCAGAAGGCUGGCUAUCCCCCCGAGUUGAUGGGUCGAGCCUUGAGCUCUGUCUGUAUCUUAUAGAUACUAUCGAUUUCUGCGGAGAGGUCGCCGCAAGGGAGCGAAGUAACAGUAAUCUGGCCACGACCAGUACUGAGGAGUCUGGCCACCGCAUCGCAGAAUCAAUGCUCGUUCAACGCCCUAGUCUUGCAGAAACGUACUGGUCGGUCUUGGAGGAAUCAGAGAAAUGCCAUGGUCUGACUUAUGAAGACAAAGUGCUUGCUUUUGCGAGUACCCUUUUACACACGAAGGAGGAUGAGGAUGCUUUAUCUAUUGCUCACAGCUUUGCACACUUCUGCCAAGAUUACUGUCCGUCCAUACAUUCCUAUCUCCAUGAUCACAACUGGCUGGAGCGAUGGGGCACGGGAGGAUCGCCGAAGCAUUAUAUACCGUUCCGACAGCGAGCGGCAAACAGUAUACAAGGGGAGAGAUUCUUCACCUCAGCCAAAGGCUAUUGUGGGAUGGGAUCGCCCUUGGUACAACCCGGCGAUCUGAUAUGUAUUGUUCCAACAGUCCAAACUCCGUUAGUUAUUAGGCCAAUAGGGAGCAAACAGAUGGCAUUCAAGGUAAUAGGAUCCUGCUAUCUAUAUGGAAUGAUGUAUGGGGAAGUACUGAAGACACCAGCAAUGGGUCACAAAGCACAAAAGACUACAGUAGUGUUUCUUGUUUAGUUAUAUCCGCGGUAUUUCGCUGAGAUCGAGUCCAGCAGCAGCUCGAGUGGGAGUGUUGAGACAGUGCUGCGAAGGUGGUCCGAUCUGCUGGUGGCUGGUAUAUGGAGACUACGUAAAGAGCUGUGCUCCUCUCAAACACAUGUAACUGAGAACUAACAACACCA